Molecule: messenger RNA, 4101 nt
Organism: Pelobates fuscus (common spadefoot toad)
Lineage: Eukaryota; Metazoa; Chordata; Amphibia; Anura; Pelobatidae
Gene: ADRA1A
Product: adrenoceptor alpha 1A
Exons: 3
Coding region: 846-2258 (470 amino acids)
Biological process (GO): positive regulation of cytosolic calcium ion concentration; adenylate cyclase-activating adrenergic receptor signaling pathway; positive regulation of vasoconstriction
Cellular component (GO): plasma membrane
Molecular function (GO): alpha1-adrenergic receptor activity
Source: RefSeq, a predicted model, not a curated record
UCGCUCUCCAUUCUCUCUCUCCCAUUCUGGUACAUGUGCAGAUGAGUAAAGUUGCAGUCACAUAAUGCGGGUGUUAAUGUGAGCAUCAGGCACUGUCCUGCCAUACAGAUGCAUGUGCCAUGAGCAUUGGAUAGCCAGAUCUCCAACUCCAGGGAACUGAUGCUGUGAAACAACAGGUCACAGCAUGGGAACUGCACCAGGCAUUUAACAAGCGGGAGUCGAACUUAAAAAAACAUGAGAAGACGAUGUUAUCCUAAUCAUAAGUUGCACCCUUGUUCAGCUCUGAGAACUGGACUGCUGCUGCAUUUUAUGAUGAAGGCCAGGAUAUUCCAUCUAGAUGAUGUUUUCCAGAUUUUACAAAUGUGCCACUAAAAUAUAAAAGCACUUUCCAUGACCACCCAAAAUCAAGAACAACACAUUGCAAAGGAGAACCUGCUCCAGCUUCCUAUUAAGAUGAUGGUGUUUUACUGCAGACAAAAUGUUCUAGAAAAAGACAAAAAUAAGACUACAACUGCAAGACUGUUGGCAAGUUGUAAGAAUAUUUAAGAUUGCUACAGUAACCGUCUAUAGUCUCAUUGUGAAAGCUUGAGAUCAAGCCAGAAAUUUGGGAUUCAACCAAUAAAUUGAGAAUUGUCCAGAAUAGGAUUGAAAAAUAACUACCGUAAAUAACCAUUUUAAAACAAUUCAAACAAUAGAUUAUAAACAUUGAACUGGAUGUGCAUAAUAAUAACUUGGAUAUAUUUUAUAGUGAAAGCUAACAAAUUCUGAAAAUGUCCACAGGAUGUGAUAUGACAAAAGUCAAAUGAAAAGACGACUGAAGCAACAUUUCUAAUACCUAUAUCACUAUGGUCCUUGUAAACCAGAAUAACACAGUAGAAAGUGUGCCUCUAUGCCUAAAUUGCACACAUCAUGUGGCCACAAUUAAUAUUUCCAAAGCAGUUGUGGUCGGGGUUAUCUUUGGAGGUUUCAUAAUAUUUGGAGUACUGGGGAAUAUUUUGGUCAUUCUGUCUGUAGCCUGCCAUCGACAUCUGCAGACUGUCACACAUUAUUUUAUUGCCAACCUGGCCGUGGCUGACUUACUCUUAAUGUCCAUGGUGCUUCCCUUUUCAGCUACCUUUGAGAUACAAGGAUAUUGGCUCUUUGGUCGCAUCUUCUGCAACAUCUGGGCAGCUGUGGAUGUUCUUUGUUGCACAGCUUCCAUAAUGAGCCUUUGUGCCAUAUCUAUUGAUCGGUACAUAGGGGUUAGUUACCCUCUAAGGUACCCAAGCAUUAUGACUGAAAGGAGAGGAAUUCUUUCUCUGCUUUGUAUUUGGGUUUUAUCCCUAGUCAUCUCAGUUGGACCCCUGUUUGGCUGGAAGGAACCAGCACCAGAAGAUGAAACAAUCUGUGAGAUAACAGAAGAGCCAGGGUAUGUGAUCUUCUCAGCUUUUGGAUCCUUUUAUUUGCCUCUGACUAUCACCCUGGUGAUGUACUUUCGAGUCUAUAUUGUGGCCAAACGAGAGGGCAAAGUCUUAACCCGUGGGAUGAAGUUUGAUAAGUCAGACUCUGAGGAAGUGACUUUGCGCAUCCAUAGAAAAAGCACGCCAGAAAGCAUAAAUUCUACACAUAGCUCAAAGCACAAGACUCAUUUCUCGGUGAGGCUUCUCAAGUUUUCCAGGGAAAAGAAAGCAGCGAAGACAUUGGGAAUAGUAGUAGGAUGUUUUGUGCUGUGCUGGCUCCCAUUCUUUCUAGCUAUGCCCAUAGGUUCCAUUUACCCUCCAGCAAAACCUCCAGAUACAAUAUUCAAAAUUACAUUUUGGCUGGGAUAUUUCAACAGCUGCAUCAAUCCAGUGAUUUAUCCUUGCUCUAGCCCAGAAUUCAGGAAAGCUUUCCAAAAUGUUCUCCAUGCUCGUUGCUCGCCCAGGAGGCAAGCAGCCAGCAAAUACUCAUCAGGCUUCAUCCUGAACAGUCCUGUGAACCGUGGUUCAGAAGAGCUGAAAAAUGUGGUCAGAAUCCCUGUGGGAUCAGGAGAAAAUUUUUACAAGAUCUCAAACUCAGGUGGAGUUUGUGAAUGGAAAUAUUUUACACCAUUGCCCAGUCCCUCGACUCCCUAUGGGGCACCAAGGGACUUCUCAAACUGCUCAACAGCCAGGAUGAACAGUAAGUCCUUUCUGCGGACCUGCUGCUGUAUCGGCACUGAACAGAAACAGAUGUGUCAUGACGUACCUACUAUCAAAAUCCAUAGGAUAUCCAUCAGUGAAAAUGGGGAGGCAAUCUAGAUUAAGGACAUUAAGGACUAAAUUGUUCUAGAGGGAUUUAUUUGUAAACUUGAACUUCGGGGAUGGAUAAAAAUAACCAUUAUUUGGUAUUUUUCAGGAUUUUGCUAACAAAAUGUUCGAAUCCAGCGUAAAUCACUUACAUUCCAUUGUCUUUUACUGAGCCAAACUCAACACAUUUUACCCUGGUUUUAAAAAAAUAUGUCAUUGUGUAUUCUUGCCCCCUCCUCCACUCUAUGGACCAGAUACAAUUUGAACCACAUGAACUUUGCUGCUAUAUAUCCACCCGAAGUCUGCAUGAAAUACUCUGAUAUGCUUAAAAACCUCAAGGUGCUAUGUAAAGGCAAAACUAGAGAAGGGAAAUUUAAACCAUAUCAGUGAUUAUGCAUAUAAUCACAAUGUGUAUAUUUAGUACUGCAGAUCUUUAUAUGCAAUAUAGUGUGACUUUGGUUGCAAGAUUAUUUCCAAGUGACAGCCUCUUGCAGACAUCAGUAAUGCACAUGUAGUCUUCAAAAAUUCACUUUGCAAGCUAAUUUUAUUGAGUCUGGCAUCAAUCCAUGAAUCUGAAAAUACAAUAGCCAUGUGUCUUGAUGUGCAUGUGACAAAAUUGCAUUAAAUCAAAUACACUUGACGUCAUACCUAAAUGUAAUACAGACAUUCUUAGAUUGUGGGAGAUCAAUGAGCAAAUUUCAAUGUAGUAAAUUGAAUAUGACAUGCAGAAAUGAAUUAGGGAAAGUGGAUUUGACAGGAUCAGUGUGGCAUUGCACAAAAUAUGCAUUCCGUUUUCUUUUGUGAAUUAAAUUUCUGUAGAUAUCAGAUUUCCAUAAUAAUGUCGGUAAGGACAACCAUCUUGCUUGCGCAUCGAUAUUGAUUUUGUCCUGCCAUCUCUUGAAAUAUGAUUUGUAAAAAGGGAGACCAUUAAAGGGAUGUUUUAGGAACCAGGCCAAAAUCAGUGUUAUUUGUCGUUUUAAGUUUAAUAUGUUAAAUUGUUUUUGUUACAUGUUUCAUGUUUCUUAAAAAAUAUCUGUUUACUCUGCUCAUCCCUAUUAUCCUAAAAUGCGGCACAAUUUUCCAUAGUACAAUAUGGAUGCACAUCGGUGAUUGUGAUGGUUAAAUACAUUUACAUAGCAUGCUCUGGCUGUGCCGAGGCUGCCAGGAAGUCAAAAUAAAUUAUCAAAAUCAAUGAACAUUAAAAAAAGUGCAAUCUUGUAAGGAUAAUUGUCAGACAAUCUGUAGCUAACUUUUAGUUAAAAAAACUCACAUGUAAUCAUUUCACUGUACUAAUUACAGAUAGGUAGCUGCACUCAACUUCGAUCCAAUAAAUCUCAGUAUAGGAGUGACAGUGAGUGAGUUUAAGGUAUUAUAAAUAGACCCAUUAGAUACCUGCUUAAACAGAACUCUCAUCAAGUAAUGAUAUCACAAACAAAAUAAUUAUAUUGUUUCUUGAAUUGUGUGCUAAUUCUCAAGCAACCGUAGCUGGACGACUGCUUUUAGCAAAUGUAUUUAAUAGUAGCUCACUACACACAAGCAGUCUACAUACUCACUUUUGGUUUUUUUUCAAAAAUAUACCAGAACUUUAAAUUGGUUUAUAUGUGGUUCUUAAAUGUGUGAGUUUUUCAGAGAAGAUUUCACAUAGCACCCUCCAACGAUCCGACUAUAUGUUAUAAAAAAAAAACACACACACAAGACAUAGCACCAGUUUAUAUUGUCUUUCAUGCUGCCAUGACUAUGUGUAUGUAUACUUUUAUAAAUUAAACUCCCUGUUGCGUAUCGCUUACAUAGCCCAAGGCAAGUGUUAGAAAAUGCCUACCUCAGACACAGGCUCAGAUAAAAAUGAUUUCUACAG